AUGUGUCUCUAUUACCAGCUUGCCGUAACGGAUCGCUCGUGGAAAGUCCAAAUUCUGGACUCAUUACAGCAGCUUCUAGGCGGUAUCUUUCUCCGGAUCGUGCUAACUACGUCACGCCUCUCCAUGCGCCAGACAGUCACAGUACUGGAUCUCCAUGUGCUAUAUCUAUUUGUAUCACUUCGCCAAACAACUAACCUGCGUUUAUACAUAUUCGGUCGGGCCGUCAAGCCUAGAAUGGCCGCGAUCACCUGA
This is a messenger RNA of Protopolystoma xenopodis, 252 nucleotides long. Lineage: Eukaryota; Metazoa; Platyhelminthes; Monogenea; Polystomatidea; Polystomatidae. The record is from the annotation of a GenBank genome assembly.